GGUUGGUGGUGUGUGGUACACCAGCCAAUCCGCUUGCGACUAGAAGUUGCCUUCUCUUUAAAUACGGGAGAAUCCACUCCGGUUUUGCACCUCACUUUGGCUUUCCUGCAAUCACAAACUCCACAAUGGAGUUCCCACGUAUGAGCUUUUGGGCAAUAUGGUCAUUUCUCCUCGUCUCUUCCAUUCACGUUCCAUGUUUCUUCGGAUCUGCUGCUCGCUUCUCCAACGAAACGGAUCUCCUUGCUUUGCUCAGCUUUAAAGAUCUAAUAAGGGACGAUCCUCUCCAAUCCUUGAGCUCCUGGAACCAUACUCUCCACUUCUGCCACUGGCAAGGUGUCAUUUGCGGUGGUCGAUGGCAUCCUCAAAGGGUCACCGCCUUGAACCUCACUGGCCAAAACUUGGUGGGUUCCAUAUCUCCCUACAUUGCAAACCUCACCUUCCUCAGGAUAAUCGAUCUCUCAGCCAACAGCUUCCAUGGGAGGAUUCCUGAAGAGAUUAGCCGGUUGUUCCGCUUGAGGUAUCUCGGUCUGACCAAUAACACAUUCACUGGAGAAAUUCCAGUAAAUCUGACCCACUGUUUGAAACUCCAAGUUCUUGAUCUUUCCGGGAAUCAGCUCACAGGGAGGAUUCCGACUGAGCUUGGCUCUCUAUCGAAGCUCACCAACUUAAGCCUUCGUCGCAACAAUCUUACAGGAAGCAUCCCACCUUCACUUGGAAACCUUUCGUCUCUCACUUACCUUUAUCUCUCAAUAAAUAGUCUAGAUGGCAACAUCCCAAGCGAUCUCGGUCGGUUGGUGAGGUUAACCAUUCUUGUCAUUCGUGAAAAUGAAUUGUCAGGUAUGAUUCCGCCCCAGCUAUACAAUCUCUCCUCUAUUAAAAUUUUGGACGUGGGAGGGAACAGAUUCCAUGGAAACAUUCCGCCUAACUUAGGCCUCACUCUUCCUAAUCUCCAAGAGCUUUAUGUCAGAGCAAACCAAUUCACAGGAACCAUACCAGUUUCAUUAUCCAAUGCUUCUGGACUUCUAAAUAUUCAUCUUUCUGAGAACGGUUUUAUUGGAUCCGUGCCUAUGAAUUUUGGAAGUCUCAAGGGUCUCCACACCUUAGCUUUUUGGGGCAAUGAACUUGGAAUUGGGAAAGCUCGUGACUUGAAUUUUCUCAGUUCUUUGACUAAUUGCAGUAAUUUACAAGUGCUGGACAUAAGUAAAAAUCGUCUCAGUGGGGUGUUGCCUGACUCCAUGGCUAAUCUUUCGACGCAGCUGAGGUUCCUAUCAUUAGGAGUUAACAGUAUAUUUGGAAGUAUACCAUCUGGGAUUCAGAAUCUUGUCGGCUUAACAGCACUAGCAAUGGAGUAUAACUUUCUAACAGGUACUAUUCCCGUUGGCGUUGCGAAGCUUAACAAUGUGAGAGUACUUUACUUGAAUGGAAAUGAAUUAUCAGGGAAAAUUCCGUCAACCUUGUGCAACAUCUCCCAAUUGUUCCUACUCGCUUUACUUGAAAACAAUCUAUCGGGGAACAUACCUUCAGCCCUUGGUAAUUGCAUAAAACUUCAAUUCAUAUACCUCCAGUAUAAUAACUUCAGUGGUAGCUUACCCAAACAACUUUUCAGCAUUCCGUCUCUGAUUAAAUUUGAAGCUCACAACAACUUCUUUACUGAUCUGCCAUAUGAAGCCAGUUACUUGCCAGCUCUUGGAAUAUUCACUGUUUCUAAUAACAAAUUGUCAGGCAAAAUUCCAAGCUGGCUAGGCAAUUGCAUCAGCCUAGAGAUUCUCAUGUUGGAUGGGAAUUUCUUUCAAGGAUCAAUUCCUCCUACAUUUAGUAAUCUAAGAGGACUUCAAUCCCUGGAUCUUUCCCACAACAAUUUGUCUGGGAAGAUUCCAGAAUACAUGGCGAAGCUUCUUGGUCUGCAGUAUCUAAAUCUGUCUUUCAAUAAUUUCGAGGGUGAGUUACCGAAAGAAGGGGUCUUUGGAAAUGCCAGUCAAGUUUCAGUGCUCGGAAAUGGUAAGCUUUGUGGGGGUAUUCAUGAAUUACAAUUGCCUCCAUGCUCUGGCCAAGCUUCCAAGAAACGGGGGAAGUCUCUUGCUUCAAAAGUAAAAUUCUCAGUAAUUGGUGUUGUCCUGUGUCUAAUUUCAUUAUCAUGUUUCUUUACCGCUCUUUAUUGGGUAAGAAAAUCAAGAAGGAAACCUUUGACUGUGACUUCUGCGGAGGAUACUUUUGUGAACGUGUCCUAUGGGGAGCUCUUUAAAGCAACAGAUGGGUUCUCUGCUUCCAAUUUGAUUGGCACUGGAAGUUAUGGUUCUGUGUAUAAAGGAAUUUUGGAGGGAGACGGAAAUAUCGUGGCUGUGAAAGUCAUCAACCUUCAACGACAAGGAGCUCUUAGGAGUUUCUUGGUUGAAUGCGAAGUUUUGAGAAACAUUAGGCAUCGGAAUCUUGUUAAGAUCUUAACUUGUUGCUCGAGCAUUGAUUAUAAGGGCAGUGAUUUCAAAGCUCUAGUUUACGAGUAUAUGCCCAAUGGAAGUCUAGAGAAGUGGUUGCACAGAGAUGGCCAUGACGAGCAGCCAAGGAACUUGAACUUUAUUCAAAGGCUAAACAUAGCCAUUGAUGUGGCUUCUGCAUUAGAUUAUCUACAUGAGCAUUGCCAAACGUCAAUUGUUCAUCGAGAUUUAAAACCAAGCAACAUUCUUCUUGACGAUGAUAUGAUUGCUCGUGUGGGUGAUUUUGGGCUAGCCAGCUUCUUAUCUGAGGUUGCUCAAACCAGCUCGGUUGGUAUGAAGGGAUCUAUUGGGUACAUCGCUCCAGAGUAUGCGAUGGGUGGAAAACCAUCUACACAAGGAGAUGUUUACAGCUAUGGAAUUCUUCUAUUGGAGAUGAUCACUGGGAAGGGGCCAACUGAUGACAUGUUUAAGGACAAUCUAAGCAUUCAUCAUUUUGCUAAGUUGGCUUUGGCUGAACGAGUAAUGGAGAUUGUUGAUUCACAACUGCUCUUAGAAGAAGUUGAAGUUAUUCAAGGCAAUGAAAAUCACGCCAACACAGGAAUCAUAAUGCAUGACUGCUUGAUUUCAAUGGUCAAAAUUGGUGUGUUGUGCUCUGUGGAAUCUCCAAGAAAACGAAUGCAUAUAAGAGAUGUUGUUGCUGAAAUGCAUGCAAUCAACGACUUGUAUCUUGGGGUCGGGAUUCACCAAGACAGACAGGUCAGGUUGCAAAUAUUAGAUGAAGGUUUGUCUUACCUCAGUCAUUACUAAGUUCUUAUUGGAAGUUAUGUUGAAAAAGAUUUCCAAAUAAAAAGAGUUUGUUGAAUGCUUCUCUAAACAAGCUCUAUAUAUUUUUAAUCUUGUCUUAAGACUUUACUUGUAUUGAUAUUGAAUAUAUGAGAUGUACUUCUGGC
Messenger RNA from Magnolia sinica, 3382 nucleotides. Its product is annotated as probable LRR receptor-like serine/threonine-protein kinase At3g47570. The transcript has 2 exons. NCBI's taxonomy places the organism in Eukaryota, Viridiplantae, Streptophyta, Magnoliopsida, Magnoliales, Magnoliaceae. Gene Ontology annotation, biological process: hormone-mediated signaling pathway; protein phosphorylation. The record is from RefSeq and is a predicted model, not a curated record. Bases 126 to 3239 code for a protein of 1037 amino acids. Gene Ontology annotation, cellular component: plasma membrane. Gene Ontology annotation, molecular function: protein kinase activity; ATP binding; protein binding.